Messenger RNA from Pseudophryne corroboree (corroboree frog), 9812 nucleotides. RefSeq names its product ADAMTS like 4 (gene ADAMTSL4). Bases 425 to 4723 code for a protein of 1432 amino acids. Gene Ontology annotation, biological process: proteolysis; extracellular matrix organization. Gene Ontology annotation, cellular component: extracellular matrix. Gene Ontology annotation, molecular function: metalloendopeptidase activity. NCBI's taxonomy places the organism in Eukaryota, Metazoa, Chordata, Amphibia, Anura, Myobatrachidae. The record is from RefSeq and is a predicted model, not a curated record. The transcript is spliced from 17 exons.
GCUGCAGAAUUAAGGGUUGCAUUCCAGAGGGGAGUGAAAUUGAUCAGCUACAGGGAGACAGGAGAGGGAAAGGGAGGUGCCUGUGGACUGGGGCUGACUCACAGUGCACUUCAGCUGCGUGCAGAGGGACUAUCUAGCUGGAGGUGUGAGGAGUUCGUUCUAGGAACACAGAGAAGCCUGGACCUGGGACCUCCAUGCAGCGGUGUCAGGACAGUAUCCUACUGCCAGCGGCAGGACCUGCUGCCCCCUAUGUACCCACUCCCACACCAGGGAAACCACUUGGAUUCUAAAAAGUUUUGUUACUUUGUUGCCAUUUUUUAUUUAUUUAUUUUUACAAACAAGGAAUUAAUCCCUGUGUGCUGGGAUUCCGCCCCCUGUGCUGUCAGCCUGGGAGCUGCUGCUGCUGCUGAUUCUGCUCUGAAGGAUGACCGGCUUCCAGUUCCUCUUCCUCCAACUGCUGAUUGUCCAUCUCUGCCACAGUGAUGGAAAGCAGCCUCAUCGGACACCGCGGCAGACAUUGGAAGAUGAAGCUUCAGAGAAUAAAAUAUCUGGCACUUGGGGUUCCUGGGGACUGUGGUCAUCCUGCUCACAGACUUGUGGCCUGGGAGUUAUUGAGAGGAGUCGCACUUGCUUAUCUCCAUAUCAGCAGGUCCCCUGGGUACCCAGAUCAGAGCCCAGUCCACGUGUCAUUCAGCCUCAGCCUCCCUUCCAUGAUGAAAGAGACAACAUUUACUCUGUGGGGCCGGUACGGCCCUCUUUCCCCCUUCAUUCAGACGGGGAGAUUGUUGCACCUUUGGUAGACCCCUAUGUGCCAAGGAAUCCUCCUCCUUCUGUUCGAUAUCCAUUCAAUCGUAACACCCGGCAAGAGAUACUUCCUGGUGGAUCCCAACAUUCAUAUCAAAGAAGAGAUCAACCUCCACAUCACAGAUCAACGUCAAACAGAGGUCGAGCUGUGCCACGAACUCCAGAAACACUAUGGCAGCCGUCGCCCCUUGACGUCCCACUCAGACAGGAUGCGCUACGUGCUUCUGAAACCAUUUCUGUGCACAGGAAACCCCACCAAGAUGUGGCUUCACCAUUCAGGAAGAACAUCUCUAGAGUUGAUGACUCCUCUCAACCUUGGCCAUUCUUUCCCGAUUCCAUCCCACUGCUGAAGCCUGAAAGCUGGGAGGAGACAAACCAGGGUCGGGCGUUACCACCGCUGACUCCCACUAAAGAGUCCCGCUACUCACGAAGAUCUCGUGUUAGAAAUUCGAUUAGGCCUGGGAAAUACGGUUAUGGGAAAAUACCGUUUUCAUUGCCACUCCAUACAGAUAAAGAUGAUGCACAGAGGUUUAAGAGGCACCAGAAAAUGAUGACAAUUGGGACCACUGCAAGCCCAAGGAGAGAGAGAAAGAAGGCUAUUGGGACUACUAAGGUGUCAUUAGCAGAUCAUGGAGUGUACGGUAGCGAGUCUCCACAUCGUGACCCAGUCUCGGUUGACGAGUCUUUAAAAAAAGGAACCCCAGCCCCGAGAAAACCAAAGAGAACAAGUCGGUCUUCUCAUCCAUCGUGGCCGGAGCAACGUGUUGGUUCUCCAAUGGAAAGGUUGCAUACUGGGUUCCAGCAUGGAGAACCUCAGGGACAACAUGAGUCCAAGAGUGGCGAAAAUGUUAAUUCCACCCAGGAAGAUCAAAGUCAGAUGUUUUUCCCUAAGGCGACAGACACUAGCCCACAUUUCUUACAUGAUCUCUGGGAUUCUUGGGAAGAUAUUGAUACUUCAAAUUCUAGCAAUACUUCAAAUGAAGAAGAUGAGGAUGAUCUCUUGCAGCACAAUGAGCCUGGAAAUAGUAGAAACAUUCAUAGUUCUAGCACCAGAACAUCAGGGCCUGCUCUCCAGAAGCCAUCUGUAGUACGGAGGAUACUAUCAACUUCAUCUCCGACCCAUUCCACCUUCUUGCAUUUUGAAGAAGAUGAGCACACCAAGAUGAAACUCCUGAAAACCUCUGCAGCGCAAAUGCUGGAAGGUCAGUCUCUCUUGGUAAAGAGGCAAGAGCGUAAGAAGAUGAACUCACCUAGGAUGUUUGGUACGAUCAAACCAACACCAGGCAAACUAGCAGGCCAGCGGGUGGAUAUAUUGAUGAAAAAUUUGGCAAGUAGACAUCAGACCGUCAGUGAGAGGAGCACCCAGACUGAAGGAAGCAAUUUACACGAUGAAGACUUGGCACAAUCACAUAGGCAUGGCAUGAGGCCUUUACAAGAUACUGACCCCACCAGUGCUGAAGUAACAUCAGAUGAGCAACUCCGUUACAAGUCGGAGUCGUCCCACCUGCCUAGGUCCCGCAGCCAGAGACAAAGCCCUUACAGACCCAGCACAGAUAGCGGCAGGACGUACCAGAGCAUAUUCCGAGAUAAUCCUUCUGCUCCUAGACCUCUGCAGGGAGAUCCCUGGACAUCACUGGGGAGGAAUUCACCCUUAACCUUUGAAAGAGGACAGGACACAAGACCAAGACAACAUCACAAUUCUGAACCUCCCCAGUUUAACCUGUACAAUCCUGGCUCUGAAGACUUCCACUGCGUGGGAGAGCAGAAGCAGUACAAGUCAUGCACCCAAGAGCCUUGUCCAGCAGGGCACCCCGAUGCCAGGGCUCUGCAGUGUGCCACGUUUAACAGCCAGGAGUUCAUGGGUCGCCUGUACCAGUGGGAAGCAUUCACGGAAGUGAAUGGAAAUCAGAGAUGUGCCUUGAAUUGUCGUCCCAUUGGCUAUCGCUUCUAUGUACGGCACACGGAGAAGGUCCAAGAUGGCACUCCAUGUGAAGCUGGCUCCUUGGAUGUUUGCGUUGAUGGGCAAUGUUUAAGCCCAGGAUGCGAUGGGAUACUAGGAUCUAACAGCACUCUGGAUACCUGCGGGGUGUGUGGCGGAGAUGGCUCUACCUGCAAGUUCAUUACAGGCACUUUCAAGGAGAUAAAUGUUCCUAUUGGCUACCACAAGAUCCUGGAGAUCCCCAAAGGGGCCACACAAAUCAGUGUCCGAGAACUCACCUGGAGCCCCAACUACCUGGCUCUGAGGAACCGUGCAGGGAAGUCUGUCAUUAAUGGGAACUGGGCGAUAGAUCCACCUGGAAAAUACGAGGCAGGCAAUACUGUGUUUACCUACACCCAACCUGGCCGCGAUGAGCAGGAGGGGGAGUCAUUCACUGCCUCCGGUCCCACCUCUGAGGCCCUUGAUGUAUAUAUGAUAUUUCAGCAAGACAAUCCAGGGGUGUCAUUCCAAUUCUUCAUCUCCUCGCCACCAAGCUCGGAUAAUCCCAGUUACGUCCCCCACGUCCCACAGCAGGAGCAUGGAGCACCAAGAUCAGUGCCAUCCGCCGAUUCUGUUGCACAGGCAGGCUCCCGGAGUCUCACGGCAGAGGAACGUACUCUGGUAUCCCCACCCCAAGCUAGGCCACCACCUCCAGCAAGACCCGCUGGCACUCUGCAGCGUAACAUCCGCAUCCCCCCACUCCCUGCACCCCCCAUUCACUACUGGCCCGAACAGCCGCAGUUCUUCUGGAAACGGGUGGGAAACACCCCGUGCUCUGUUACUUGUGGGAAAGGAUUCUGGUUCCCCAUUUUCCAGUGUGUUUCCAGGAGUUCCUUAGAGGAGGUGAAUGAGGAGGAAUGUGAUUCGUCCAGCAAGCCGUUCCCCCAGGAGGAGGCCUGUAACACCCAGCACUGUCCAGCAUUCUGGGAUGUCGGCAACUGGUCCGUCUGCAGCAGGACUUGCGGCGGUGGAAUCCAACAUCGUCAGGUUCUCUGUCGGCAGAUGUAUGCAAACCGGACCACCAUGGUCCACCCUCAGAGGUGUGGGAAUUUGGUGAAGCCGAAUGUCACCCAGACAUGCCACCAACGUAUCUGCAGCCACUGGGAGAUCCAAAGCAAUUGGAGUACGUGCUCUGUCAUGUGCGGCGUUGGGCAGAGAACCCGUCAUGUGAGAUGCAUCAGUAACCAAGGAGAUGUCAUCGGGGAGGUAGAGUGCAGCAACCGCCUCCGACCUAGGACCAACGAGGUCUGUGACAUGGGUCCGUGUGUCCGAAGCUGGUUCCACAAUGAAUGGAGCUCCACAUGCUCCUCAGAAUGUGGGCCUGGAAUCCAGCGGCGCUCGGUCUUCUGUCUCUCUAGUUCUGCCACAGACGAGUCCCAAGAAAGCUGCACAGGAACCAAGCCUUCAGACAUGCGGGUGUGCAACAGUGGUCCCUGUGAGCGCACAGUAAAGUGGUACGCGGGCCCUUGGUCUCAGUGCUCAGCCGACUGUGACGAAGGCUCGCAGAGACGCGAUGUGAUCUGCGUAAGCAAGCUGGGGACGGAAUUCAACGUCACUGACCCGUCGGAGUGCGCCAGUUUUGAGAAACCCGCCGGCCUGCAGUCCUGCAACUCCGGACCUUGCGGCUCACGCUGGUUCACCACGCCUUGGAGCUCCUGCUCGCAGUCCUGCCUCGGUGGUAUUCAGGUGAGAGAGGUCCGGUGCCUGUCAGCCGACAAGAGCUCCAGUCAGCUCUGUGACCUGGACUCCAGGCCGGAUGAGAAGAGAGCGUGCAACACGCAGCCCUGCUCCGCUGUACUAGAUGAGAACUGCAGAGAUCGAUAUCACAAUUGCGCGGUGGUGGUCCAAGCCAGGCUGUGCGUCUACGCCUACUACAAGCAAGCCUGCUGCUCCUCCUGCUCCCACUCUCUGCAACGAUCCAGGGCGUCCGAGAGCCGAUAGCAAGCACCCCGCCCCCUGCCUCACCAGAUUCUAUAUUUUAUAUAUUCAGAAGAGACCGUAUUUAUUAACCUCUUAAGUGCUGGUUCAGCCUACGACACUUUGCAUUUGUGUAAGCCGCACCAGCAGACAAGUGGUGAAAGACUCAAUUGUAUAUUUGCUUUUACGUCCGCCGCCUUCCCCAUAUCCUGUGUCGUGCUAAAUAACCAAACUCGUAAACCCGCUGUCUAAUCCACUUCAACUGUGACGUAUAGGUCAUGACCGAUACAAGUCAUUGUCAUGCCGAUACUGUAUCUUCAAAAUAGGAAUCAUGGGAAAAACGCAAUGCUGUGGUGAUGCCAAUUUUGGAUCGUGGUUACAAUGUAAUCAACGCCCACAUGAACCCAAAUACAAUAAUUGUCCGGUACCCGAGACAGCCUAUAGCAACCAUGUAUUAGCGACAGACUAUAUGUCGCCUCUUAGCUUCUCUUCCAGUUUCCUGAACCAGAAAUAUUUAACAUUUAUCACAUAAGUGUGUAAAUAUUAAUUACAGCCCCUCGUAAUUUGCACAAUUUUUCUAUGGAGUAAACGUUGCUUGUGUUGUGACCGCCUUCUCCACAGCGUUAUGGUAUUUCCGUUCUACAGUACUUAUGUGAUGGCUUUGUUGCUAAGACUUGUGGACUUGAGAAAUAUUAGCCUCCAUCUUACAUUUACUUGGUCACAUGACCAGGACGAGGCACAGAGUGUGCUAACAAGGAACAUCACCAUGGUGCAAGCAGCUUCUUCGGUCUGACGCCAGAUGUUUCUCCUCAGCAUUGGUGACAACUGCACCGAACUAUUGGCGUUUUUACGAGGAUUGCUGUCACGAUUGAUCCACAUUGAUCGAUAGGAGAAUGUGAUUAAUUGCCAACUGAACACAUUAAUUGCCAAUUCAAAGGGCACCUGCCUCCUACACACAGAGGAGGCAGACAUCUUGUGCCCUGAGAGAGUCUCCAGGAGAAUGAAGCCUAUCAGCUCAGAACCAAGUCCAUUUGUUAUAUAUUUAUGAGGCCUGGCCAGUAUUCGUUAGAGACUGGUUUCUAUUCAGUUGAUAGGCAUCAUUCACUUGACCAAUUGUUCAGCCCACAAAAUGGCUGCCUCCGCUGUGUAUAGGCAACAGUUGCACUUUAAUUAAUCAGGGACUUUAAUGAUGGUGCUGAUCCCUCCUCUCUCUCUCUCUCGGGUUGACGCAUCAAGCAGCGAAGAAGUGGAACAGUGGAGAAGUUGCCCAUAGCAUCCAUUUAGCUUUGAGGUAGCAUUUUUCAAGUACAUUCUAAAAAAUCAUAGGUAUAAGCCGAUUGGUUGCCAUGGGCAACGUCUUCACUGGUGUACUUCUCCACUCUUUGCACUGCUUGACACAUCAACCACUUAGUUUCUCUCACGAUAUCUAAAGUAUGUCUAUUUUAUUUUUCUUAACGACCUGUGUCUGAGCAGUGAAAGUCAAAAUCUCCUUUGAAAGUAGACCUGUAGCGUCGCCUACACACAGUAAAGCCGGCUAUUUCGUUGGGCUGAAUUAAUAUUCAUGAGGCCGUAGGUUGUCCAGUCACAGGGAACAGUGCCUCAUGAAUGUAAGCUGUUGCAGGAAAGUGUGCGUGAUGAUGCAAUUCUGACAUCGUGGACCUGCCCUUUCUCAACCAUACUGCAAUUACGGGCAUUGUGAAGUGGGGGUUGGGGCCAUAAUUCAGUGUUACCGCCCCCUUUCGCUCAGUAAGAGGGCGGGUGGUGGCUGGUUCCGGGAGGCUUGCCCACUCUUCCAGGCAGCUGGGAGCAUCACCUGAUUUCACAAGAGCCUCACAGCUGUACCGGGAGAGUAGGCAGUAUGUUUUAACUUCUUACGCUCAGUACAGUUUAGGUGCAAUCAGUUUUAAUGUACUUUUAUCAGGGUAUUAGGUAACAACAAUAUUACAUGAAAUGCCCGGCAAAUAUUAACAGUAAUAUAGUGGUGAGAAUUGCAUCAGAUGAUAUAAUCAGAGGAAUUGUACCGUGCAGAGGGUCCGUACUGAAAAACAGGCACAAACACUUAGAGACCGAUGUUUUAAACCUGGGAGUGACCCUGACCUCUCUGUUGCUGUAGCUGUGUGGCUGGCCUCAUACAAUGCAAUAUUACCUCUACUGAGAAACCAUUAAUAGUGCCAAAGCCACCAUGUCCCUCAGCUGACUGUGCUACGGGUGGUCUUCUUAUCACGGCAAAAGCCAGCAGUUUCCAUGACUAACAAAACCAUCCUGUCUGUUACUCAGUCACUGCCAAUGAUUAGACUCCACCAUUUCACACUGUGAGCCCAAUUCAGAUGUGCUCGCAGCGGCCGCUGGUUUCAGUUUGCAGUAUGCAUGCCUGCCGAUGGUUACCCUGACUUUCAGUGGGCGUUUUUGUGAGGUAACGGCGAUGGAUGACCAGACGCAUGACGCUGACAGUAGCUGCGGCCAAAAAAACGCAGUGACACUAACCCAGGAGGCCAUGUUCAGAUGGCAAAAUUGCACAUGACACCGCACUGGUGCAAUAUUCGAUGUUGCGACUGAUGGUUGCACCUUAGUACGCGCUGCAACAGAAUAGUGCAAAGACGCAGACACCGUUGCAGAAGAACGGUGCGGCAGAGUCUGCAUGCACCUCUGAAUCAUGUAUUUCCAGACCUGCACAAGGUUCUCCCUGGUCACACGUGCCAUGUAUGUGCUGUGGCAUGUGCUUGAACAGAUAUGUGCGUUUCCAUGUUCUUUACACAUUUCUCUUCACCCUCUCCCGUCAUUGAAAGGGUUACCUCUGUCACACGUACUUGAUAUGCCCUGACAAUACCUUGGUGCCACCACCUGUAUAAUAUGUGUAUUACCAGAACAGUUACCCACAGUGCACCGUGGUAACACCACCAUUUUGUUACACUAUUUCUUGUAUGUAUAUACAGCACACUGUGAAGACUAGAUCAGACUGUAGGGUCUGUAAGAAAUUAGUGAUGGGGCUGGUUCUCUAUCACCCCUUAUCACAGAGAUAGAAAACCACCUAUCGCCAUGACUUACCAUUAAAGCCUUACUAAUACAGCUGAGCUGCCUCGGAGAUAAUGGCUGCCAGUGGUAAUAGCUUACCACUGUGCUGGGCCGGUCUGAGGGGGAUCUGUGCACGUGUGACCCGGCUAGCCAGCUUGCGUAUGCAAGGGUGAAUUGAAAGCCCAGAUUUUCAGUUUGACUUGUUGCAAAAUAAAACGUAUGUGAUCCGGGUCACACAGGCUUCUCUGCCCCUUGAAUGGGGAAGCAUUUGUUGGCCAGACUCAGUGAAUCGUCUGCAGUGGGGUCUACCGCUAGCGAUAAGACUGCUAUCACCAGCUAUGAUCCUUGUAGAUUUCCAAACCUUCCAAAGACGGCGUAUGGGUGGUGCCCAUAGGCACCAAUCAGCUUCCAGCUAUCAUUAUAUCUAGUAUAUUCUAUAAAAUGAGAGCUGAAAUUCGAUUGGUUGCUAUGGGCAACACAUCCAAGUGUCCUCUUUAAAAAGUUUGAUAAAACUCCUUCAGGGCUUUUCUCAGUUUAAUAAAUAGAGCCCUAUGUGUCUGAAUGAUGUCAGACUUUCCUUAGCCCCAGUGUGAGAGGGAUGUGAAAUACAUUACAUUGAGGUAUAAACUGUGGUCCCCAGAGUAGAAUGUAAAUAAAUCGGGAAGGCUGCACAACGUGGGAGGAUGUCGGUCAUCUUGUGAGUGGCAGCCAUUUUCUGUAUGGUAAGAGGCUGUUUUGUUUAGUUUAUUCAAGUAGCAGUUCUGGUAUAGAAAUGGGUGUACAGUAAAUCCACAACACACUGUUAGGGCCAAAACGCCUUGUGAUAUAACAAGGCUCAUUUCUAGUCAUCCCUGCCUGCUGCAGGCUAUGUGUCUUCUAAACAGGUGUGUAUGGUUACACUCACAGAAAGUGACAGUGGUCACAUGACAUCCACAGCCUUUUAUGUCAUGCCUGGCUGAGGGACACCGUAAUAGUCAUUAUGAAUCAAUACUUCCCUGAUACACUGCAAUAGAGGAUCAUAAGCAUAAAAAUGGCUCUCUGGUGUCUAACCCAUUCAAUACACCUAGAGAGAGAAGCCUGCUGGGAGUUUCAGGUGGUGUUCUGCAGAUGGUAUAUAACCUAGUACUGUAUUUUACUGUACCCCACAUUACCCCCAUCCCUGGACUAGACUCACACAUCAGUAUUGGAAAACAGAUUGAGGGACAUUUAUGAAAAUGGGUGUACAGGUAAUGGGCAUAAGUUAGCAUUUUAUAAAUAAAUUUGUACUAGCAAAAUGGAAGAUUCAAACUAAUUGCCGUGGGUAACAGAUCCUUGGGGGUCAUUCCAACCCGUUCGCUCGCUUCGUUUUCACGCAGCAGAGCGAACGGGUCCCUGCUGCGCAUGCGCCGGCGCCUUUGUGCGCCUGCAGGACGGCCGUGGCAUGACAGUGAUCGCCUCUGCCUGUCAAUCAAUUGAUGGGCGGGAGGGGGCGAAACGGCGGCGUUUGGCUGCCGUUUUGAAGGCGCGGUCCAGCCAACGCAGGCGUGGCUGGACCGAACGGGGGCGGGCUGCAGUGGCUGCGUGACGUCAUACGCAGCUGCUGCGGGCCAGGAAGCAAGGAGUAGCUCCCGGCCAGCUCGCUAAAGCUGCGCUGGCCGGGAGUUACUCCUGAAGUGCAAAGGCAUCGCCACUGUGCGAUGCCUUUGCACUUCUGCGGGGGGGCCGGACUGACAUGCGGGCCGGACUAGCCCCGUGCUGGGUGGCCCCCCGCAUGUCCGGAAAGUUGAUCGUAGCUGUGCAAAAUUUUGCACAGCUACGAUCAACUCGGAAUGACCCCCCUUAUCCAUGGCAACGAACUGUGUACGGGUCACCUGCACACCCGUUUUCCCAACUGUCCCCCCAUUGUACUUUUAAGCUUAGCAAAGGAGCAUUACAAGAGUAUCUAAUGCUAUUAUUUUUUUACUCUCUGCAGAGAUCCAUAUUUCAGCUGUUAUAUCUAGUAUACACUUUCUGUCUGUUUUCUUGUAAAUUUUAAUUUAUUUUUUAAGAAUGAAGAUUUUAUGUUUUUUUUUUUCUUAUGGAAAGAGAUUGUAAAAUAUAUUAAAUUGUUUUUUUAAAUGUG